GACCACAUUCGAUCUUCCAUUAUCAAUCAUCAUGUUGUUCACACUUGCUAUCUGAUCAAAUUCAGACAUAAAAUAUACAAGCUAGCUAACAUAAAGCCUAUUCUACUGCAGUUCAUUCCACACACGUCGUUUUUCCUCGAUGACAUUCGUUCCUGCUUGUGUCACAUGAAUAAGGAACCGCUUGAACAAAGAAGACAAUAAUCUGUAAUCUUCCUGCUAUCGACUUUCCAAGGGGAUCAAACCAGUGCUAAAAAAAGUCUGGCCCUGGAAUGAUCUGUCCCCAGUAUUAUUUACGCUGGAAGAAUAAAGGGCCUGCCCAUUGGCAGAUGGUGUCCUCAUUCAACUUGGCUUCCUUUGGGAGAGGCUAACUGUGGCAGGCAGAAUGUCAAAUGGGAACGAGUCCUGCAUGUUUGGUGAUGGAGAUGAUUUUCUAGCCUGCCUCUUUCACACAUUUGAGGAAUGGUCAGGACUAGGACCCCUGGAAGACUAUCUGAGCUAUCUGGAGUACCUGGCCUGGGUUUUCACCCCUCUGGUUGUCGUUUUCAUCAUGCCCUUCCUCAUUGUGAUCUUCCUCUACCUUUCCAUCCUCUUCCUCCAUGUGUACAAACACAAGAACCAGCUCAGGGAGGCCUACGCCAACAACCUGUGGGAUGGUGCUAGAAAAACGCUGGCAACGUUAUGGGAUGGCCACGGGUUCAUCUGGCACGGAUAUGAAAUCCAUGGUAUGGAGAAGAUUCCAGAUGAAGGAGCAGCUCUUAUAGUCUAUUAUCAUGGGGCUAUUCCCAUUGACUAUUAUUACUUUCUGGCAAAGGUCAUCAUUCAAAAGGGACGGAUUGUUCACUCAGUUGCUGAUUACUUUCUGUUCAAAGUUCCAGGGUUCAAGCUGCUGUUGGAGGUGUUCAGUGUCAUCCACGGGCCCCAGGAGGAGUGUGUGAAGGCCCUAAAAAGUGGCCACCUUCUGGGCAUCUCACCUGGAGGCGUGAGGGAAGCCCUCCUCAGUGACGAGACCUAUCCACUGCUCUGGGGGAAGAGAAAGGGCUUUGCACAAGUGGCAAUCGAUUCCAAAGUGCCAAUAAUCCCGAUGUUUACUCAAAACGUCAGGGAAGGAUUCCGAUCUCUCGGAGGGUUAAGCUUUUUCAGAUGGUCGUAUGAAAAGUUCCGCGUGCCGAUGGCCCCUGUCUAUGGGGGUUUUCCUGUGAAGUUUCGUACAUACCUAGGCAACCCCAUCCCAUACGACCAUAACAUUAGUGCAGCAGAAUUAGCUGAAAAGACACAGCAAGCAGUUCAAGCACUCAUUGACAGACACCAAAUAAUUCCUGGGAAUGUCCUUCGAGCAUUACUAGAGCGAUUCCACAGCAGGCAUAAAGACAAAUAAAUAUCAUUACUUGUUUAUAAGACAAACUGUUAGUAUUAUCAUGUGAUCAAUUGAGUGUUUAACUAAUUCCCGGUUUCUGUUAUUUCACUAUAUUAGUACUUUUUACACUCCGAAACCGAGUACAGAAAAUAAGGUAAAUUGUAAAGGUGUCAUAUAACCUACAACUGUAAUUAUAAUGGGUAAUGUCAAAUGUGCAAAUUGAAGACAUUUGUGCAUUGUUGUAUGAUUCCACAAUUGAUUUGCACAAAUUACUCAAAGUACCACUGGCAAUAAUUUCAAUUUAAGAGGCCUUUCUUUUGCUUAACAACUGCAAAUAUUGGAACAAUAUAGCAAUUGAUAUACAGGGAACAAUAUAGGUAUGGAGACUGGGCCAUUUUAUUUUCUUUCAUCUGUGUACAAUGUUUGCCUUUUGAUUGAAAUAAUUAUAUAUCUUUAAUUUGUGGAUUUUGUACAUUGUUGUAUUAUGUAGGUAUGUACUGUAGCCUAUGCACUUUUAAAACAUAUUGAAGUCCAUUGUCAGUGUGAUUCAAGACGGAAAUUAUUUGUAAUGUUACAAUGAACAUGUUUUAAUGAGUUUUGCUGGUUACAAGUAAUUCCUUUAAAAAUACUCUUUAUACACUGAACAAAAAUAUAAACACAACAUGUAAAGUGUUGGUCCCAUGAACUGCAAUAAAAGAAAACAGACAUUUUCCAUAUGUACAAAUAAAAAGAAAAUGUACAUCCCU
This is a messenger RNA of Salmo salar (Atlantic salmon), 2100 nucleotides long. Its product is annotated as DGAT1/2-independent enzyme synthesizing storage lipids. The record is from RefSeq and is a predicted model, not a curated record. Gene Ontology annotation, molecular function: acyltransferase activity. NCBI's taxonomy places the organism in Eukaryota, Metazoa, Chordata, Actinopteri, Salmoniformes, Salmonidae. Gene Ontology annotation, cellular component: membrane.